AUGUUCUCGUCACACCGACGAAGUUCCCUGAUUUGCCUCGCGUGGAGCGCCAUCGCUCUCGCUUCUCCCACUUCCACCAGCUUGGAGGUUAGAGUGGAAGCACCGAUCGUUGAUCUUGGCUAUGCGCAGUACCAGGGCACGUACAACGCGACGGAUAAUCUCACUAGUUUCCUGGGCAUACGUUAUGCAGCGCCUCCCACAGGUGCCUUGAGAUGGAUGCCUCCACAGGUCCCAGCCUAUGUCGCGGGCGUCCAGCAGGCCGACACCAACCCGGAUAUGUGCUACCAGACCAACUAUGGGGGCAAUAAUACCGCACCUGUCCCACCGUAUGGCCUCACUGGCACUACUGGUCCGUUGAGGAAGCGGGCAGACGCCACCCCAGCUGCGUCAGAGGAUUGUCUAUACCUGAACGUAUUCACGCCGGGCGCUACGCUUCCAGCGGAGCCGACCACGACUGACGGUUUGCCCGUGCUGGUCUGGAUUCACGGCGGAGGAUACGAAGCAGGCUACGCGGCAGAGUUCCCUGGCAAUGACCUCCUUAUUGACUCCGACAACCAGAUGGUUGUAGUGGUUAUGCAGUACCGUUUAGGUGUUUUCGGUUUCCUUUCCAGUAACGAGAUCAAGGCAGGAGGAGCAGUUAACGCUGGACUUUUGGACCAGACGUAUGCUCUUCAGUGGGUACAAGAAAAUAUCGGCAAGUUUGGCGGAAACGCAGCGCAUGUCACGAUAUGGGGCGAGUCAGCAGGCGCCGGAUCCGUGCUGCAGCAUAUGGUGGCAAAUGGUGGUAACACUCAGCCGCCUUUGUUCAAUUAUGCUAUUACGAGCUCGACAUUCCUGCCAUCGCAGUAUUACUACAAUGACCGUGUUCCCGAACUUCUGUACAGCGAAGUGCUGAAUUACACAGGGUGUACGACAGCUGCUGAUACUCUGUUCUGCCUCCGAGAAGCGGAUGUGACGACGCUUCAGACUGCCAAUUAUAAUCUGGCUUCAUCAAGCGCAUUCUAUGGCACCUACGUCUUUGUUCCUGUGGUUGACGGUGAAUUCAUCCAAGAACGACCUAGUGUCACCAUCGCCGGCGGAAAACUGAACGGGGAUUUGUACUUUGCUGUCGGCAAUAGCCAUGAAGGCAACAUCUUUGUGAACCAGACCGAGGCGUACAUGCCGGCGGAAUACGUUGCCAACCUAUUCCCGGAUAUGACGCAGGAACAAGUUGAGCAAGCAGCUUACCUGUAUAGUGACAUGGGCACCCCUAUCGAACAGGCAAACUGGAUCAUGGGCGAUUCUAUUUUCGUCUGUCCUACCUAUUAUCUACUGGCUGCCUACCCCGGGAGAUCGUGGAAGGGACUCUUCGCUAUCCCACCCGGGUAUCACGGCAAUGACGUGAUAUACUACUUUAAUGGCACUGCGCCUCCGUACAACAAUCCUACGUUCAUCAACGCCUUUGCGCAGUCGUUCAUGUCGGUGGCCAUGUAUGGUAAUGUGAACCAAAAGUACGACCCCACGAACAUCACGCCGUACUGGGAAGAAUAUUCGGCCGGCAACUUCGAGAUGCUGUUCAACGAGACCGAGUCCGGCGCUCCCCUUGUUGCGCCGUUUACCACCGACCCCGGCCUCAUUGAACGUUGCGCGUUCUGGCGCGGUGUUACUGCAAACACCGCCCAGUAG
This is a messenger RNA of Coniophora puteana RWD-64-598 SS2, 1665 nucleotides long. RefSeq names its product alpha beta-hydrolase. Lineage: Eukaryota; Fungi; Basidiomycota; Agaricomycetes; Boletales; Coniophoraceae. Bases 1 to 1665 code for a protein of 554 amino acids. The record is from RefSeq and is a predicted model, not a curated record. The transcript is spliced from 14 exons.